Molecule: messenger RNA, 1740 nt
Organism: Catharus ustulatus (Swainson's thrush)
Lineage: Eukaryota; Metazoa; Chordata; Aves; Passeriformes; Turdidae
Gene: BDNF
Product: brain derived neurotrophic factor
Exons: 2
Coding region: 742-1506 (254 amino acids)
Biological process (GO): positive regulation of collateral sprouting; positive regulation of peptidyl-serine phosphorylation; nerve development
Molecular function (GO): growth factor activity; nerve growth factor receptor binding
Source: RefSeq, a predicted model, not a curated record
UCCCGGCGAGGGUGGAGGGAGGAGGGAGAGGAAAAGUGCGCGGGGAGUUGCAGCUCGGGAAAGGUAGGGGUUUCGGAAAGGAACUCGUCUUGGCAACUGUGCCAUGCUCCUCUUGUGGCAGGACCUAGUAUGCAACAAGUCCCUGGAGCGCUUCCCGUGAGAGCGUAGUGAACGUGACAUUAGAACAAACAAACAAACAAUCCCCCAAAUAUUUGCUUACCUGUCCCGAACGUAAAUCUCCGGAGCCGACUCGUCUUGCACAGCCCCAGGUGCGAGCCGGGAGGUGGAAGGAGGGCGGUGGGAGAGAGGGCACACUGCAGAGUGCACCCGGCCGGCCAGGACUUUCCUCGGGAACUUACUGUCCCGCUCCGGUUUCCUGGGAGGCGGCUGCGAUCACGUUUUAUACUGUAUUGGUUGGUAACCCCUCUCAUUCAUUAAGAUCACGUAAGAACUCAGAGGGAAACGUGACUCUGAGCUAAGGCGUUUGCGUAAAUCUAUAGGUUUUUAAAACUCCCUGCCAGUUGCUUUCUGUCUUCUGUAGGCACCAAGGUGGUGGAGAGUUUAAGCUUGCGGAUAUUGCAAAGGGUUAUUAGAUUCAUAAGUCACACCAAGUGGUGGGCGAUCCACUGAGCAAAGCAGAAGUUCUCACAUGAUGACUUCAAACAAGACACAUUACCUUCCAGCAUCUGUUGGAGAGACUGGAUUUUAAACCACUUCUGUCUCCAGGACAGCAAAGAAACAAUGUUCCACCAAGUGAGAAGAGUGAUGACCAUCCUUUUCUUUACUAUGGUUAUCUCCUACUUCACUUGCAUGAAAGCUGCCCCAAUGAAAGAAGCUAGUCUAAGAGGACAAGGCAGCUUGGCUUACCCAGGUCUUCGGACCCAUGGGACUCUUGAGAGCAUAAAUGGGCCCAAUGCUGGUUCAAGAGGAUUGACGUCGUUGGCAGACACUUUUGAACAUGUCAUAGAGGAGCUUCUAGAUGAGGACCAGGACAUCCAGCCCAGUGAGGGAAACAAGGAUGCAGACUUGUAUACUUCCCGAGUCAUGCUAAGCAGUCAAGUGCCUUUGGAACCCCCACUGCUCUUUCUACUCGAGGAGUACAAAAACUACUUGGAUGCUGCAAACAUGUCCAUGAGAGUCCGGCGCCACUCUGAUCCAGCUCGCCGUGGGGAAUUGAGUGUAUGUGACAGCACAAGUGAGUGGGUGACAGCAGCAGAGAAAAAGACUGCAGUGGACAUGUCCGGGGCAACUGUCACAGUCCUGGAAAAAGUUCCAGUACCCAAAGGCCAGCUGAAGCAAUACUUCUAUGAGACCAAAUGCAACCCUAAGGGAUACACAAAGGAGGGCUGCAGAGGCAUUGACAAGAGGCACUGGAACUCUCAGUGCCGAACUACCCAGUCUUACGUGAGAGCUCUCACCAUGGAUAAUAAAAAGAGAGUUGGCUGGCGCUUUAUAAGAAUAGACACUUCUUGUGUAUGUACAUUAACCAUUAAAAGGGGAAGAUAGUGGAUUCAUGUUGUAUAGAUUAUAUUGAGACAAAAUUAUCUAUUUGUAUAUAUACAUAACAGGGUAAAUUAUUCGGUAAAAAAUAAUUUUAUGGACUGCAUGUAUGACUGAGGUUUAUACAGUACAGUGGUUACACAAUCUAUUUAUUGAACAUAUCCAUGACCUGAAGGGGAACAGUAGUCACUUGCGCACAAGUUUAAACAAACAAAAAGAGAAAAAAAAAAAAAAAGAAAA